Messenger RNA from Acanthaster planci (crown-of-thorns starfish), 1968 nucleotides. RefSeq names its product SOSS complex subunit B2-like. The record is from RefSeq and is a predicted model, not a curated record. Gene Ontology annotation, biological process: mitotic G2/M transition checkpoint; double-strand break repair via homologous recombination; response to ionizing radiation. Gene Ontology annotation, cellular component: SOSS complex. Gene Ontology annotation, molecular function: DNA binding. NCBI's taxonomy places the organism in Eukaryota, Metazoa, Echinodermata, Asteroidea, Valvatida, Acanthasteridae.
UAGUAGUACAGUAUAUUCCAGCACAGUGAGGUGAAGCAGUGUGACUGGCGACUAGCUGCUCUGUGGCCGUUUUUGAGCAACUUAUUUCCUCUUUCCCAUUUGAUUAAGGGUUUUACCAAAUACCCAAAAUGUCAGUAGACCCUCUAAGAGAAUACUGAUAUACAUUUUGAGUGUAUUUCAAAACUCGAAUGGGAAAACUCCAUCGUGGUCUGUGAUCCAUCUGCACCUCUGUUUGACAGUGCACGAAAAUGGCCGUGUACAUGUACAGCUGACAGACAGCUAGCCAUUUCCUUGUAAUUUCCCCCAUAAAUAACUGGUCUGAGAAGCGAACUGCGGAGUCCCUCUUGUUCUAAAGACCCUGUUGAGGUUAUCGAGGAUGGCGAAUGAACCAAAAAUCACAUCAAUCAAAGAACUACGACCGGGAAUGAAAAACCUAAACAUGGUUUUUAUCGUUCUCGAAAUAGGUACAUCUUCGAAAACAAAAGAUGGCCAUGAGAUCCGUUCGUGCAAGGUAGCUGAUAAAACAGGUUGCAUUAAUAUGUCUGCGUGGGAUGAGCUAGGCCGUGUCAUCCAAGCAGGUGACAUGCUGAAAUUAACAAAAGGAUAUGCAUCCCUUUUCCGAGGUAGUUUAACACUAUACACGGGAAUUGGAGGAAAAUUGCACAAGAUAGGGGACUUUUGUAUGGUAUUUUCCGAAAUUCCCAAUAUGAGUGAGCCUAACGCUGAGUUUAUCGCACAGCAAAAAGUAAAUUUGCAAGAGCAACGAAGUAAUUCUCCAACUGGGCCAGGAGCCAGUGAUGGGAGGCCACCAAAUAACGGAGGACCAAGGAUGGGGCCCAACGGCAACCCAAACCAGAAAAGUACAUUCGAACAGCAGCCGCCAAGACCUCCCACCCCACCGAUGGGCGUGAACUUUCCUCAACCCCACCCUAACCGCGGUGGAAUGGGCCAGGGAGGUCCAAAGAAUGGUAUGGGGCCAGGCUUUCCCACUGAUCAGAGAGGGGGGAGGGGAAGAAGAGGAAGAUAACGAUAGGUUCAUCGUGGAAAAAUAGCAGGUGGUUUAGCAUGAACAAGUACAUGCAUUUUGUUGAGAGAUGGAAUGAAAUGACCAAUUUCUUUUGUGGCUGAAAUCAAUAUUCUAACGUAGCUUUGUGAGAUCAUUAAUAGAAGGAGAAAUAAAGUUAAAAUGUAGGAAAUGGGAAAGUGUCCUGAAGGAAUGAGCGUGAACUGAUAAACGUUGUCAAAGUUGGCCCUUCAGUAUAGGAAAUCAUGAUAUUGUGAUGAAUUACAGUAAUUACAUUAAUUAGAGGACUCGUAUUAUUCUUUCUUAUUCCUAGUUUAUGAUUCGUAUAUUUGUUGAAUAUACAAUAUUUACUUGUGCACCAGCCUCAUUUGAACUCGAUGUGUGGACUAGAAUGAUCAUCUGUUGAAAAUGAAAAAACUGCUGAUUUUGUUUGCUACCAAAUCAAAUCUACAAAAGCAAUCUUGCUGUUUGCAGUGUAUUGUUUAAAGUCUAAAAUGGCUUUGAGUGGAAAUGAAUUUCAAUGCGAAUAUACGCUUCAAGCUAAAAACAGUGUAGCUUUAUUUGAAAAUUCUUUGUUUUUGAGAUUAACUGGUACCCUGUUGAUAUGAUAUGUAUGCCUAUGACAGCCAGUGAACUGGCCUGUUGUUUGAAUAUUGCAUAGACAACUUCCUUGUACAUGUAACAGUUCGAGAUUUCCACCCUAAACCCAUGUAUGUGCACAAAUACACAUGCCCCACAGAUUUGCUCUGAGCAUGUGCAUGUUUUAGUGGUUUUCAUAUUUGUUAAUAUUUGUACAUACAUGUACAUGCCAGGGAUUUCAUGGAAAAUAAAUGUAUAAUGUUGGUCAUUCAUCGUAUGACAACCACUUUUUGCAGAGAUGUUUGAAUUUGGGGUGAAAUAAAAUAAAAACAAACAAACUGCUGCCUGGGUAAUUAUUUAUGAAA